UCUACAAGGACUCAGAGGGGUAUCAUAUCGAAAAAAGAAAGAAAAGGGGUGGUGGUGGGGGGGGGAAACAGCCUGAUUACCACAUGCAAAUAUAUAAAAAGACAACCUCAACCAAGUGAACCACCACCGGAUGGAGAACCCAGCUGACACAUAAAGAAGAGUCUCUGUGUUUAGGGAAGCUUGGGGCUCUGCUCCUUUACUGCAAGAGAGCCUGAACUCAAUUAGUGCAAUUUUUUGAAGCAUGGCCUGAGGGAUCCGGUCACUAUCAAGUCAAACUACAAACAGUGAAAGGUUGCUACUAUUGCCAAAUAGGAAAAUUCUGAAGAUACCAGAGCUACACACAAGGAACACGUCAUUUAGCACCUUCACUUUUUGAUCCCUACACCAGACAAUGAGAAGUCACGCCGUAACGAUGCCAACCACUUCGGCCUACAGCUGGCCUUGGUCCUCUCAGGGAGUGAACUUUACAGCUAAUCACAGCAUCCCAACGCCACACACCAUGUCAGGAACAUCAGAUACUAACUGUGUCAUGGAUGAGAAACUGCUCUCUAGCGUGUUAACAGUAUCCUUCUCUGUUAUUUUCAUCGUGGGACUGGUUGGAAACAUAAUCGCCCUCUAUGUAUUUCUGGGUAUCCACCGCAAGAGAAACUCCAUUCAGAUUUACCUACUGAAUGUAGCCAUUGCAGAUCUCUUACUGAUCUUCUGCCUGCCUUUCCGCAUAAUGUAUCACAUUAACCAGAACAAGUGGACACUCAAUAUGAUCCUUUGCAGGGCUGUGGGAACACUAUUUUAUAUGAACAUGUACAUUAGCAUUAUUUUGCUUGGAUUCAUCAGUUUGGAUCGCUACAUAAAAAUCAAUCGGUCUAUACAACAACGGAAGGCAGUAACAACCAAACAAAGUAUUUAUGUUUGCUGUAUAGUAUGGACAGUUGCUCUUGCUGGAUUUCUAGCUAUGAUUAUAUUAGCCCCUAAGAAAGAAGGCCAUGAUUCCAAUAAUUCCACAAUGUGCUUCCAUUAUAGAGAGAGGACGAAUGCCAAGGGAGAAGCAAUUUUUAACCUCUUUCUUGUGGUAAUGUUCUGGCUAAUUUUCUUACUAAUAAUCCUUUCAUAUAUUAAGAUCGGCAAGAAUCUACUGAGGAUUUCUAAAAGGAGGUCCAAAUUUCCCAACUCUGGUAAAUAUGCCACCACAGCUCGGAAUUCCUUUAUUGUACUCAUCAUUUUUACUAUAUGUUUUGUUCCGUAUCAUGCCUUCCGAUUUGUCUAUAUUUUUUCACAGCUAAACAAUCCACCUUGCUAUUGGAAGGAAAUUGUUCACAAAACCAACGAGAUCAUGCUGGUUUUCUCGUCUUUCAAUAGUUGCUUAGACCCAGUCAUGUAUUUCCUGAUGUCCAGUAACAUCCGCAAAAUAAUGUGCCAGCUUCUUUCUAGACGCUUUCAAGGGGAAGCGAGCAGAAGUGAAAGCACGUCAGAAUUUAAACCAGGGUACUCCCUGCAUGAUACAUCUGCUGCAGCUAAAAUUCAGUCUCCUUCUUAAAUCACUUGAAGUAAACACAUUAAAAAGAAUGAGAAAAUACAACAUCUUAAUACUUUGAAGAACUAAAACCUAUGAAACAAAGUUCUAGCAUUUGCAAAGCUCAGAUCUGCUCAAAGCUUGUUGCAUAUUUGUGAUAUUUCAUUUGCUUAGUUGUAAAAUAUUUCAAGGGCAAGAGAAGCUUAUACUCAUCACUAGAUUUUAAAUCUGUAUGUAAAAUCUUUUCAAAACAUGUUGUUAACACUCUUAACAUAGAUUAUAGAGUUCAGUGAAAUUUAUAGUUUU
Leopardus geoffroyi (Geoffroy's cat) is the source of this 1816-nucleotide messenger RNA. RefSeq names its product G protein-coupled receptor 34 (gene GPR34). The record is from RefSeq and is a predicted model, not a curated record. Gene Ontology annotation, molecular function: G protein-coupled purinergic nucleotide receptor activity. Bases 392 to 1534 code for a protein of 380 amino acids. NCBI's taxonomy places the organism in Eukaryota, Metazoa, Chordata, Mammalia, Carnivora, Felidae. Gene Ontology annotation, biological process: G protein-coupled receptor signaling pathway. The transcript has 3 exons. Gene Ontology annotation, cellular component: membrane.